GCCUUAAGUUAAGUUUUCUUUUUCAUAUUUGACUUCAACCUUCGAAUCAGUAGACUUGGCAAAUUUAUGUAACUACUAAUUAUAUUUCUAGAAUGAAUACAUAUUGAUAUUGAUGGCGUGUAUUCUGCAGUGUAGAGCAGACUAUUAUUUCCUUUAAUGACGAGGAACACUUGAAGUUACCGGUAUCUAUGGAUUUACAUUGUUUACUUAGAUACCGCGAUACCGGUACCCCUAUAAAUAAAUAAUGUUUUCUGGAAUGGCUGCUUAUGGGGUCUGGUGUAGUUUAGUACCACAUGUACUUCUAAUUGGCUUGUGUCAUCACUACGACGUUACUGUGACUUAUCAAGCCCCUCCUGAACUAGAUACAAUUUAUGCCAGUCUCACGAUUUUUCAUUUUAAAAAUUUUAUUUUUUUUUAGUUGUGUUUUGUAUUUAUGGUAUAUUAUUUCACCAAUGUCUUUCAUCUUUUUAUAUCUAACCAUGGAUAAGAAUUCUGAUAUUUAUUUUCAUGUUUUUAUAAUUUGGAUUGUACACAAGGAAUUUAAUUCUUGGUUGUAAUAGCAAAAUAAACGUAUAAACAUUUGUCUUUUUCACAUCCUCCUAAAAUUAGUUCCAACUGGGCUGUUUAUUUUUUUCAAGUUAUAUAUUAUUAUUCAGUAAUCGUAUUAUGGAAUACUCUUAUCAAGCUCCUGAUUGCUUGCCAGGACAGAACGAUCUUAUAGACUUCAGCUCAGAUAGCAGCGUGGGCGUUCACAAUCAAGAAGAGGGUGAGAUCGAAUCCUCUAGUACUUUGACGAAAAAUAGAAAUCAAAUUAAUAGAGAUGUAGUGGCUGUUAAAAGUGGGACUGGAGAUAUAGGGUUCGUCGCUGUCGGACGGCCGACCUCAGAAAAUCCGAUCACAAAACAAAAGCAUCGUAAAACACGAUCGAACAUCGAAAAAGAGGGCUAUCACUCAGAUUCGUCUCCUCGAUGCCCUAAUGGUGGAAUUGAUAAUCUCGGAUACCAAACAAUUUCAAGAAAUGAAUCGUAUAGUUAUGAUGACACAGGACUUAGUUAUUGCUCUGAACUUGAACGAUGGGGAAAUACUGAAUUUUUGAACACAAAUUUAAGUUCGUCUCAACCGGAGUAUGUUUCUGUCGAAGGGGAACGUUAUACUACAAUCGAUUAUUCAAACGCUACUAUCCAGCAUGUCACAACCAAUCAACCACGUAACGAUAGAGGAGGACAAUUUGUGGAGCUUCCGGAAACAUCUGGACAGCGUACGCAAAUUUCUGAUACAAAUCGAUCGUCUCGUCAAGGACGUCAAACACCAUCUAGUGAUAGAGAGUCGUCCUAUUCAUCGCACUCGUCUCGUGGGAAUUCACCAGUUGAAAACGAACCUAGUACUGAAAUGAGGACAUCUAGUGUCGAGAACAAUGUGAACGAAACGACUCACAAAAGCACAUCACCUGUACCUAAAUCACCACCGUUAUGCAAAUGCUGUGGGCAGAAUCACGGUGUUACGGAAAAUCAUGAAUAUAAUUACGUCGACGAAGUUGAUGAAGACCUGAUGUGUGAUAUUUGUCUGCAACCACUGGUCGAUCCCUACGAUACAAAAUGCGGACACACGUUCUGUUCUAUUUGCAUCAAAAAUUAUUUAAGAGUGAAACACAUUUGUCCAGUAGAUAGAGAAGAAUUAACCAAUACAGCAACUGACUGUUGGCAGUCAAGUCUGAUUCUACGAAAACUAGUUAACAAAUUAACAGUAACCUGUCCGCAUGAGGAAUAUUGUGAUAAAAAAAUACAGCGCUGUGACCUUAAGGGUCAUUUGAAGGAAAUAUGCCCAGGGGCCGUUUCACGGUGCCCCAAGUCGAUGUAUGGCUGUGAUCAUAAAGGUCCAAGAGCUGGUAUCGAAGCGCAUUUGAAAAUUUGUGCUUUCAAGGAUAACAACGAUAAGCUUUCAGAUUUGCACCCUUUUUCGGAAGAAAUUGUCGUUGAAUUGUUUCGACCAGAAGGUACAGCUGAGCUUGGAUUGCUUAUAGUUGGUGGUAGUGAUACGCCGUUGCAUUAUAUUAUUGUUCAAGAUAUUUUACCACAGAGUUUAGCGUUUCAAGAUGGUCGUAUUCAUGUUGGUGACAUUAUAAUGGAGAUAAAUGGAGAACCUAUGUUUUCAGUGAUGCAUGCUGAAGCUCGUGCUGCGCUUACGAAACCGUCUAAUUUAAUGAGGUUUAUGUUGUUACGGGAUGUGGACAAUGAGGACCCCAGUGAUAGCGUUGCUUCUUUAGUCAGAAAACCAAGCUCUUCUGCAUAUUAUGAGGAAUGUGUUGGUCUCAUCAAGCCUCCGCUUGAGCAGCUCGGGAUCCGGAUUUCUUCUAGUGAAACGGGAGCGAAGGGUGUUUAUAUCAUUGAACUAAUCCCGGGUCAAGUUGCGGAAUCGGACGGUCGUCUUCAAGUCGGAGACAGAAUAAUGAAAAUUGGGAAUACCGAAGUCGGUGAUAGUACACCAGAACAAGCUGCUAGAGUUAUCGGAAGUUGCGAUAAAGAAGUAAAAAUACUAGUGCGCCAUCCGCUGGUUAAACCUACCAUAGUCUGUAACGAAUGGGCUCAUGAUUCAAUAAUACAAAGGCAGAAAAGUACAAACGAUGCAUCUACAUCGAUGUCAAAAUCCACGAAUCCGUAUUCGCCACAGCAAAAGAAGUUGUCAAAAUCAUCCCACACAAAAAAAAUAAUUUCUGUCACAAAAUCACCAAAAGAAAACUUAGGGAUCAUUGUUUCAGGAGGAAAUGGGAGCCCUCGUGGAAAUCUACCAAUAUUUGUUCAAGAUGUUCUUUCCAUGUCAGUAUUAGGUAAAGACAAGCGAAUACGUCGUGGUGACCUCCUUUCAGAAAUAAACUCUAUACGUUUAACUGGUCUCUCUCACACUCAAGCAAUGAACGCAUUACGGGAAUCAGCUCAGCAAAGAGAAGUUACUCUUGUUGCUUAUGAGUUAGAAUACGAAGGGAAGGCUGAAGACACAGCUCUAUGGGAUGAACUGACUUCUCUACAUCAAAAUCCAAGUAAAUGGGCUCCAUCUUGGAAAAUGUGGCUCGCUGCUACACAUGAGUUCUCAUCGAUACGCGAGGUGGUUCUACGGAAACCUUCUUCUACAAAUUAUGGAUUUAAAAUCACGGGAGGAUUUACAGAAGAACAUGGGCCAUCCCCGAUUUUUAUUACGCAUAUUUUCAAAAAUUCAAGCGCGAAUAAAUUCCUGAAAUGCGGGGAUGAGAUUGUUGCAAUCAAUAAAAGACUUGUGAAAGAUAUCCCUUAUCUACAAGUCCUAAAUAUUUUGAAAUCUGUUAACUGUGUUUCGAUAAAACUUGUAUCAUGGCCUGGUAGUCUUCAUUAGAACUCUUACUUUUUUUUAUAUUCUAUAUUGGUUAGUACACUUGUUCUUUUGUGCCAUUGUUAGCUGUGAUAUUUAUUCAUGUAAUGGUAAGGAUUGCAAAACAAAUCCAGAAUUCUGCAUUGCCAAUUCAAUUUCUAUGAUUUAUAAUGAUUUCUGCUAAUUUCUAUGGUGACAUUACCAAAUUUAGAAUUUUGAUGUUCUUAGAAAAUAUAUAUUUGAUUUUGGGUAUCUCUGGAAAUACAAGAGAUACUAAAUCUGGUGGAAGUUAGAUUCUAAAGUUACAUGUUAGAGACUACAGGUUCAAAACUCCGCAGAAACUUGAUCUGAUUUUAAUACCCGACACCCCACUCAUGAAAUUUUGGUUGCCAUUGUGCUUACGCUAUAGCAGGCUAACUGAGACAAAAGAUUUAUUCGCAGAAAUUGUUUAUGGUAUUUGAGGUUUUGUUUGGCUGUGGCUUGUGAGCAUUCUUUGGUUGUGUUAGUAUACAAAGUUUCAAAGCCUGAGGGCCAAAAAAUGAGCCUAAUACUUGAAUCUAUUCAGGUUUACUUACAUUCAAUUUAAAAUUUUUGACUUUAAGAAAAUUAUAAAAUCUCUGAAUACCAUAAAAUAUCAAAGGGGCUCUCGAAGUAUGCGAACCAAGAUGGCGGGCAU
Styela clava is the source of this 4015-nucleotide messenger RNA. Lineage: Eukaryota; Metazoa; Chordata; Ascidiacea; Stolidobranchia; Styelidae. The record is from RefSeq and is a predicted model, not a curated record.